AUGACGGACACGACAACAAGAUCAUCGAUUACAUUAAAAGGAUCAGCCCAAAUGGUCAAGGAGUUUUUUGGUAUGGUUUUUGGUUGAAAAUUUGCUUAAAAUUUUAGUAAAAACGCAAUUUUUAAGGGGAUUGUAGGCUUUGGAUCAGACGAACUGACGGAAAACGUUGUCUUUUUGACAGCUCUCGGUUAUUAGAAGCAAGAUUAGGGUUUUAAAUUGGUUUUUACAGAUUAUGGCAUUAAUAGCAUAUUGUUUCAACGAGGAAUCUACCCGCCAGAGAUGUUUGUCAAGGAAAAGAAGUAUAACAUGGCACUGAUGGUUACUAAAGACGAAAAACUACGAAAUUACUUGAAUCCUUUGUUGAAACAAGUUGAAUGUGAGUUUUUAUUAUAUGUUUUUACUAUUUAGAGCACAAAAUAAAGUAUAAGUUAACUGGAAACGUUGAUAUUAAUCGAGACAACAUUAAUAUCUUAAAAAUAAAUUUUCAGACUGGCUAUCCAUGAAACGCGUGAAACGAUUAGUUCUGGUGAUUCAGGAUGUCAAAACGAAGGAAGUGUUAGAGCGUUGGGAGUUUAACAUCGAGACUGAUGAAUCCUUUGGGUGAGUAAUAUAAAGCUUGAUGUGUAAUAUUCGUUUAGAGAGGGACAAGCAAAGGAAGUGUGUGAGAAGCGAAUCAAACAGGAGAUUUCUGACGUCUUAAAGUAUGUUUUACAUUUUUCUUACUGCUAUUGGUAUUUGUUUUACCUUUUUUUGGGUUUUUGAUGAUAUAGUAGCUUUCAAGUCAAGUGUUUUAAAAUUGUGUUUUUUAGACAAAUAGUGUCAUGUGUCUCCUUCUUGCCUAUCAUUGAAGUUGAUUGUUCAUUUGACGUUCUCAUUUUCGGAAAACACCUCGAAAAUGAUGAAAAUCUCCCCGACGAUUGGGCCGAUUCUACAGCACGGAACAUUGUAGAUGCAGAAGAAGUGGACCUACGUCAAUUCUCGACCAAUGUUCAUAAAGUUGCCACAAAAGUGCAAUACAAGGCGGAUUGUUGA
Messenger RNA from Bursaphelenchus okinawaensis, 1032 nucleotides. Lineage: Eukaryota; Metazoa; Nematoda; Chromadorea; Rhabditida; Aphelenchoididae. The record is from the annotation of a GenBank genome assembly.